Ricinus communis (castor bean) is the source of this 357-nucleotide messenger RNA. RefSeq lists its product as uncharacterized. The record is from RefSeq and is a predicted model, not a curated record. Lineage: Eukaryota; Viridiplantae; Streptophyta; Magnoliopsida; Malpighiales; Euphorbiaceae. The transcript has a single exon. Bases 1 to 357 code for a protein of 118 amino acids.
AUGAUCCGGAAGAGAGGGAAGGCAUUACAAGAAUACUUGUCCAAAGAGUUUGAAAUGAAAGACCUGGGUUGCUUGAAAUAUUUUCUUGGAAUUGAAGUUUCAAGAUCAAAGAAAGGAAUUUUUCUGUCCCAAAGGAAGUAUGCAUUGGAUUUAUUGCAUGAAACUGGAAUGUCAGCAUGUCAACUAGUUGACUCACCAGUUGAGGAAGGCCUGAAGUUGUGCAUUGAGGUAGACCAAGUACCCGUUGAUAAAGGAAAAUAUCAGAGACUUGUAGGAAGAUUAAUGUAUUUAGCUCACACAAGACCUGAUCUUGCGUAUGCUUUGAGUAUUGUUAGCCAAUUCAUGCAUAAUCCUUGA